Molecule: messenger RNA, 321 nt
Organism: Loa loa (African eye worm)
Lineage: Eukaryota; Metazoa; Nematoda; Chromadorea; Rhabditida; Onchocercidae
Exons: 4
Coding region: 1-321 (106 amino acids)
Source: RefSeq, a predicted model, not a curated record
AUGCGUGUCUCUUAUGGAGAAUCGAAAAUUAGAAGUGUAAAGCAAAAUUUUCUUCGUUUUGGCAAUACAAAUUGUAAUGCUAAUCCAUGUGCACAGAACAAAAUACCAAACCCAUGCAAACAAAAGCAAGAAGAAAUCUAUGGACAAAAUCAUAAAAUGAUGUUUCGACCGGAAAAAGUGAAAAAAUUCAUAAAUUUAGGAUGUUUUUUGAAGUUCAAAAAAAACAUACUUGAUGUAUUUAUGGAUGAUCCGGAAGUUUGCAUAUAUGAAAGUGGCAAAUAUCGCUUGGAGCAGACAGGGAUCGUCGACGGAUUGACUUGA